Messenger RNA from Serendipita indica DSM 11827, 780 nucleotides. The record is from the annotation of a GenBank genome assembly. NCBI's taxonomy places the organism in Eukaryota, Fungi, Basidiomycota, Agaricomycetes, Sebacinales, Serendipitaceae.
AUGUCGACCCAUCCAGACGGCUUUAUUCCCCUCGGACAUGGCGCAUUUCUCGUCAAGGGAAAGGAAUCAAGUAAUGAAUUACAUCCAACCCUCGUGUUAAUCUUUGGAUGGACCCACGUUGCAAAGUUUAGUGCACUCUACAAGCAACUCUUCCCAUCCGCCGACCAGAUUGUCGUCGCUUCCACAAAUGACAUUCUAUGGCGUACAAAGCCCGCCCUUACCAGCUCAUUGCGCUCGACGUCGUGGGACCGACGGCGACCACACCGUAUCCUCACUCAUACAUUCUCUAACGGCGGAAACAUUCGACUCGACCACCUUUCCUCACUUCUCAAACGAUCCAACCUAUCCGUCUCUCCACAAACACUCAUCCAACCAAGUGCAUUCAUCAUCGACAGCGCUCCAGGCGGGCUUAUCCCAUCACCCUUUCUCCGUUACCCAACCCUCGCAAUCCUCCUCCUCUACUACUGGGCAUCCCUCAUUGUCACACUCUCCACUCGACGCUACUUUGAUCCUCUGCGAGAUGCCCUCCUCUCCCGCAACUGGGUCCCUUGGAUCACCUCACCCGCGCAAACCGCCACCACGCCUACCCAGUGGCUCUUCAUCUACUCCAAAAGUGACGUUACUGUCCCCUAUCAAGACGUCGACGAAAUGGUCGCCCGUGCAACGUCAAAGGGCAAUAUCCUGAUCGAUACACUCAACAAGUCUUGGCUCAUUGGCAGCGUGCCAUGGCUUCGGCUCAAAAAUCAGCCUCCUGACGACAAUAAGCAUUUUGCGACAUGA